CUGCAGGGGAGGUGGCGAGGCGGUCAGGACCCCUCUUCUGCUCGGCGGCGGCGGCGGCAUCAUGUACGGCUUCGUCAAUCACGCCCUGGAGCUGCUCGUCAUCCGGAACUACGGGCCCGCGGUCUGGGAGGACAUCAAGAAGGAGGCACAGCUGGAUGAAGAAGGACAGUUUCUCGUCAGAAUAAUAUAUGAUGAUUCCAAGACCUAUGAUCUGGUUGCAGCUGCAAGCAAGGUUCUUAAUCUGAAUGCUGGGGAAAUUCUUCAGAUGUUUGGGAAGAUGUUUUUUGUGUUUUGUCAAGAAUCUGGCUAUGAUACAAUUCUGCGUGUUCUGGGCUCAAAUGUUAGAGAAUUUUUGCAGAACCUGGAUGCUCUGCAUGACCAUCUUGCUACUAUUUACCCAGGUAUGCGAGCCCCUUCCUUCAGAUGCACUGAUGCGGAGAAGGGGAAAGGACUCAUUCUGCAUUACUAUUCAGAGAGGGAAGGUCUGCAGGAUAUUGUCAUUGGAAUCAUCAAAACAGUAGCUCAGCAGAUCCACGGUACAGAAAUAGAUAUGAAGGUUAUUCAACAGCGGAAUGAGGAAUGUGACCACAUUCAAUUUUUAAUUGAAGAGAAAGAAUCUAAAGAAGAGGACUACUAUGAGGACCUUGACAGAUUUGAAGAAAAUGGUACCCAAGAGUCUCGCAUCAGUCCAUAUACUUUCUGCAAGGCUUUUCCUUUCCAUAUAAUAUUUGACAGAGAUCUGGUGGUCACACAGUGUGGCAAUGCAAUAUACAGAGUCCUUCCACAGCUGCAACCAGGAAACUGCAGUCUUUUGUCAGUGUUCUCCUUGGUCCGGCCUCAUAUUGAUAUUAGUUUCCAUGGGAUCCUCUCACAUAUCAAUACAGUCUUUGUACUGAGGACCAAGGAGGGGCUGUUGGAUGUAGAGAAGUUGGAGUGUGAAGAUGAGUUGACUGGCACAGAAAUCAGUUGCUUACGCCUGAAAGGGCAAAUGAUCUACUUGCCUGAAGCAGACAGCAUUCUCUUUCUUUGUUCACCAAGUGUUAUGAACUUGGAUGAUUUAACCAGAAGAGGGUUAUAUCUGAGUGAUAUUCCAUUGCAUGAUGCUACCCGUGAUCUGGUUCUUUUGGGAGAGCAGUUCAGAGAGGAAUAUAAACUGACUCAAGAGCUUGAGAUCCUCACUGACAGACUGCAGCACACGCUACGUGCACUCGAAGAUGAAAAGAAAAAGACAGACACAUUACUGUACUCCGUUCUACCACCGUCGGUGGCAAAUGAGCUGAGACACAAGCGUCCUGUUCCAGCUAAGCGAUACGACAAUGUCACCAUUCUCUUUAGUGGCAUUGUUGGAUUCAAUGCCUUCUGUAGUAAGCAUGCCUCUGGAGAGGGAGCUAUGAAGAUUGUUAAUCUUUUAAAUGAUCUUUACACGAGAUUUGAUAUUCUAACUGAUUCACGAAGGAAUCCAUUUGUUUACAAGGUGGAAACAGUUGGGGACAAGUAUAUGACUGUGAGUGGUCUACCAGAGCCUUGCAUUCAUCAUGCACGAUCUAUCUGCCACCUAGCAUUGGACAUGAUGGAAAUAGCAGGCCAAGUUCAAGUUGAUGGGGAGCCUGUACAGAUAACGAUAGGAAUCCAUACUGGUGAGGUAGUCACAGGUGUCAUAGGCCAAAGGAUGCCACGUUACUGCCUGUUUGGAAAUACUGUCAAUUUAACAAGCAGGACAGAAACUACUGGAGAAAAGGGAAAGAUCAAUGUCUCUGAGUAUACGUACAGGUGUCUUAUGACACCAGAAAAUUCAGAUCCUCAGUUCCACCUGGAAUACAGGGGUCCAGUUUCUAUGAAGGGUAAAAAAGAACCAAUGCAGGUUUGGUUUUUGUCCCGAAAGAGUACAGAGACAGAGCACAUUGAAGUCCUUGACUAUUUGUCUGUGGAGUUUGUAUAGACCCUGAAGGAAUACUUUCAUAUUUCAAGAGGUCCUUGAGGGAAUGCCAGUGUUUAAAUAUAAAUAUCUCUUUAUGUACAGAUUUCUCCACUGUGCUAGACUUUGCAAUAUAAUGCCCGUAAUAUAAUGUUUAACCGAUGUCUGGUUAUCAGCACUUUGAAAUUUACCAUUUCUGUGAGUAAAUAAAUGUGCCUUCAGAUAUUUAGGCAGCAGUCCAACAAAUGCACACAGGCAGGUUUGAACCUGAUGUGUGGUUUGUUCUGUUAACCUCAGAUGGAUCUUCUUGCUCACAAAUUGUUGUGUGAUGAAGGUCUUAAUUCAGAAAUUCACAGAAUAAAAAUACAUCUUCUGAUUGACAUAUAAACUAAAUCUUGUUGUGAAUAGGGUGAAGCUCUUCAAGCACUAAAGUUGUCUUUGAGCUUAUGUGAUAAUUUCAGAAGUUUGCACAUGUACUAACCAAAAUCCUAUUAGAAACCAAUGAGAUUUAGACUCAGAAAUAAACUACAAAGUUUUACCUUUAAUCACGUUGCUUUGUGCCAGCCUAGCAGGUGUACAUUCCACCUAUUGCAAACAGGGAGAAAAAAAGUGUGAAAGUGAUAUGCACAGCCUGCAUUCUGCCCAAAAGUAAAAGUACAAAAAGUUUUAAGCUAAUGUAUUUAAUCUAAGAAAUACUGAUUGGAAUAAUGUAAGUCAUCAGUUCCUUCACUGAACGUACAGGUCACAGGGACUUGAUUGCACUUCUGAAUUCUUGUGUGCCUCUGAAAAUGAAGUUUAGACUGUUAAACCAUUAUGGCCCUUUAGAAAAGAUUUAAUGCAACUGGUAGCCAAGUGUAUGAAUGAAUAUUGGCUGUUUAAUGGUAACCCUCAGUAGUAACUCUCACUAUUAAACUUCAGGGAACAGCCUAUAUUUUAACCCCACUGAAGUCUGUAUUUUAGUAUGUAUUAGUUGUGCUAACAUUCUGGGUGCCACUUUUGAUCAUACUUGUAUGAUUUUGUUUUAUAUCAAGGUUAAGUGUAACUUCACAUGGCUACUGUUCUUUCAAAUCCAUACUUUCAUGUGAAAUAUGCAUAACUGAGCACCUUAGACUUAUUCUUUCUGCAUUAUAAAUUACGUCCUAUCGUUUGUAUCAGGGAAUAUUGUAAUGUUAAAUGUAAAGCUUCAGAAGAGUAUUGAGUCAGGUGCAUAUUUUCCUUAGUUCAGCUUCACAUGUGUUUAGGGUUCUAAAAGUUUAUAAUUUUAAAUAUUGCAACUUCUUUUUAGAGAGCUUGUAAAACAGCCGGUUUUGUCAAUCAUGACAAUGGCCCUGACAGGUACCUGCUGUUACUAUUGUCUAACAAUUCAGCUUUGUAGAGAGAAACAUAGGGACAAUGGUAAACAUGAUAGAAAAAUAAAAUAUUGUCAGUCUGGUUUUUGGGAGCACAUAAUACACAGUUAUAAAUCACAGUUUAGGCACACUUGAAAAGUCUCUCUUAGUUUGUGUUAGGCUUUUCUUGUAUAUUCUUAAAUUCAGACAUGCAUAUAUUUCUCAAACACAUAAGGACUUCUCCCAUCACAGGUAUCUCUUUUUUUGUUGUACUAAGUUUUGGAGAAUAGGAAACUAGAAGGAUAACUUCAUGAAGUGUAUGACAAUGAUAAUCAGUUGUUUCAGAGGUGAUUUUGAUAAGUGAAAGAAGAUAAUCUUGUAAUGGUCUUUUCAUUCUUUUCCACUCCCUGCACCAUUUCAUCUGUUCACAAACAGAAAAAUGCACUAAGGCUUCCUCCUUUAAGAUAUGCUGAACUGUUGUUAUUUCUGACACUUCAUAGGCUGCAUAUAACAGUGGUAAUCCAAAAGCAGAAAUCAAAUAAACACCUUUUUAUCUUUGAUUACCUUAUUGUAAUUACUUUGCUAAGGUACAGUUUUGGUUUUCUUUUCAGAUACUUACUCUAUCUGACCUUUCAAACGCACGUGCAUUCUUACAAUUAGUAUCAUUUGCAGGGUGAUUAAUUUCAGUGGGAGCCAUUAGUAACAAUUAAUAUGGCACGUUAACAUCUGUUAAGAAUCCAUGGGGUAAAUAAAUGUCUUGAGUGGUCACUCCCUGAAAAUAUUUCUUAAAUCUGUUUGAAGAUAUUUUCUCUGACUGUCCUUCAGUUGUGAAGUUUUCUAUCUCCAGUGUGUUUAAAUCUAGAACUGAUUUGUAUUAGUGGUACACUCCCUUUUUCUGUUACACUUAACAGAAUGGCAAUCUCAUCAUUUGCAUAUCUGUUAGCAUUAACAGAUCCUGAAGCCCAGUGAUCAAUAUAUGAUAGGAGAAGUGAACAAAAUGCUUACAGCUGGCACAGUGAUAUAAAACCAGUGCUUACAAUACGCUGUCUUCACUGGGCAUGUAGAAUGUCAUCAGGUUGGAGCAACUCAGCAUACUUCAGACUUUGUUCCUAACUUGGCAUCUCUAUUCUUCCCUCUAAAGAAUUCUAUUCCAUAAUACCAUUCCAGCAAUAUUCAGAACUGCAUCAGAAAUAUACGUAGAACCAAAGCAACCUUGACUUGUCUGCUUGCUUGCAUGAACAGAGGUUCACCUGCAACUUCUCUCAGGAGGAACAGAUUUGCUGUAAAUCCUAAAGCAUGCAGAGAACCUCAGAUGCCUGACUGUGGUUUCCAUCUGUCCCCACUUCCAAAUAUGUUUCUCUUCUCCCAUGUCCCCAGAUUACUAAUGGGAGCAAGUCAAAAUAUCUCCAGUAGUUCCAUCAGGGAAUGUAGGAGUUGUUACAUUCCUACGUACAACACAUGCAAAAGAAAUGUGCGUGUUACCUAUGCUCUGUUCUGUUAUUUACUAAUACUGGUUGCAAGUUGUCAAACAUAUUUUGUCACUGCAUUGAUCCACUAUGUUGCUGCUUCAAAGAAAAUCCCUUAUUUUUCAAAUUCUACUUGCAUGCAUUCAAGGAAACAAAGCAAGAUACUUUCUGAGCUGAGGGAAGAGGAAAAGGAUCCUGAACAGGGUGCAAUACUGUCUCCAAGUAGGGAGCCAGGCAGUAAGGAUGAAUUAUGAAUGUUACUUUACUUCGUGUCUCCCAUUGUUAUGUGCAGUACCAUUGUCUGUUGCUCUUGUCCUGAAGUCGUACUCACCAUUUGCUUCCAGGCAUGCUUGCUAUUUUCUCCUUAGUGUUUGGUACUCUCUCUCUGCUAUGAGCAUGUAUUUCAGGCUCUUUUUUUUUUUUUUUAAAUAUGCAUUUUUGCAUGUCAAUCCUGUGGCCCUUCCUAUCACCAGUUACUACUGAAUCAAACUGUAUAAUAUGCAUGCCACAACUAACAACUCAGUCUGAUGCUUCACAUCUUCAUCUCUGCGGUACAGUGGUUGCAUAAAUCAAUGACUUUUCUGGAAAGACAGGAGGCAUUUCAAUUUUUUGGCAGAACAAAGAACCUAAGGAACUAUUUGUAAAAAGUAGUACAUAGAGCAUCAUUGUGGAAGCUACUGCCUAAAACUUGUUUAUCAGAUUUACUUCUGCUACGACCAUGCUUCCUGUUCAUAUUGCGAAUAACACUUGAUGCACUGCUGAUCCCUGUGUAGAAAGAUGGUACCUUUUGACAUCAUCCAGCAUUUUGGCUUUGUAGACACUAUGUAAAACAUCUUCUGUAUUGAAAAGGGGCAGUUGUUUGUCCAACUGAGCCUUGUGCCAAUGUAUAUUUACUGAAAUGCUUUUCAUUUUCAAUAUAUUUUUCAUUGAUUUAUAUUAACUAAAUGAAGUUGUCAUGUUAAUAAUAGAUUGCUGGACUGUUGUAGGCCAUCACUUGUGCUCUAAUUCUGUUCUGAUAGAGCCUUCAAAAUUGACAGGCGUACUGCCAGGACAUGGUUGUCGUAGUUGCCUUUUGUUUUGGUCUCUGGAAUCAGAAAAUGAUUUUAUUUUAUACCUUGGGAGAACCUGAUUGUAUUCUUGGCUUCAUGGCAUAACUAAGAGAUAUAUAACUUGUAAGCAGACAUAGUAAAAUUAGAUGGGAUUGCAGAUGCUUCACAGUUUUAACAUACAGUGCAUUUUUGUGUGAAUAAUAUCCAUUCUUGUGUCUGGCAUUUUCUGAAUAUUUGCAUUAUGAAUUAGAAUAGUGCAAUUACUUUAUGUAUAAAAGUUGUCUGUACCUAGUAUACUUUAUCAGCACAGAAUAUAUAUGUAUAAAUGUUUCAUGGUAAUGUGAGAAAUUGCAAUAAAUUAUUUUUUCCACUGA
Molecule: messenger RNA, 6132 nt
Organism: Lagopus leucura (white-tailed ptarmigan)
Lineage: Eukaryota; Metazoa; Chordata; Aves; Galliformes; Phasianidae
Gene: GUCY1B1
Product: guanylate cyclase 1 soluble subunit beta 1
Exons: 14
Coding region: 62-1939 (625 amino acids)
Biological process (GO): response to oxygen levels; cGMP biosynthetic process
Cellular component (GO): guanylate cyclase complex, soluble
Molecular function (GO): heme binding; guanylate cyclase activity
Source: RefSeq, a predicted model, not a curated record